This is a messenger RNA of Mesorhabditis spiculigera, 2163 nucleotides long. Lineage: Eukaryota; Metazoa; Nematoda; Chromadorea; Rhabditida; Rhabditidae. The record is from the annotation of a GenBank genome assembly.
AUGAACAUACCGGGAAAAGCGCCUCGAUGGUUGAUUGGAUCCGCGUUCGGCAUCGGCUUUGCCGUUUUUGCCGCCCUCGGGGUGUUAAUAUACGCGGCUCAUAAGGAGAUUCAUGGCUCAAAUCGAUGCGGGAUGACGUUUAUGUGGCGUAAAAUCAAUAUGCUGACGAUCAAAGUUGAAAACAACAGCGUCUCAAAAUACGGCCUUUAUCGCUACCUGGAGGGCGACAAUCCUCGAUUCUUUGAUCGCAUUGAUGAAACGGCUUUUCCGGUUCUAUUCGUCCCCGGCAGCGGAGGCUCUGGAAAUCAGGUUCGCUCCAUCGCAUCGGUGCUACAAAACAAGACCGAGCUGCGCAAGCUUCCCUAUGAUUUCCACUUUUAUGCGGUCGAUUUUGAUGAAGAACUUACCUUUUUAUCGGGCAGCACCAUCUUGCGACAACGUGAAUUUGUGCUCAAAGCGAUCGGUGUGCUGUUGGAGAUUUACAAAGAUCUCAACAAGCUGACGUUGAUUGGGCACUCGUUCGGCGGCUCUAUCGUUCUCUCACUGGUUGGCGGGGAGGAGAUCGUGCGGCAGAAUGUCGAUCUGGUGCUCUCCUUGGCGGCGCCAAUCGCGCUUCCACCUAUAAUGAUGGAUCGAGCCAUGGCCACCUUUUUCGCGUCCAUGCAUUCCGACUGGGCCAAUCGGGAGACGAGCAACCUGGAGGACGUUGGAGUCGUUAGCUGGUCGGGCGGCCUCAAGGAUUAUCAAGUGCCGGAUCGACUCGUCAACCCUCGUAAUGCGGUAAAAGCCUGGCAUGGUGUUUUCUUGCCAAGUUGGGCACUGGAAAAGGUCGAGGUUGACACGGAUCACUUGUGCAUUCUUUGGUGCAACCAGUUUGUCAGGCAUGAAAGCCGGCUGCUGCAAGCAUACGCUGAAAAAAGCGGCCCCGAAAAAACGGGUAGAGCGAUUGUAGAGGAGUUUUACGCGAACGAAAUGAAGGACCUCUCUGCUGCGGACGGUCCUGAAAUGCCAGAAAACACUGAACGAGUGCGCAACUUUCUGUGGCCCUGGGAUCAUGAAAAAUUUGCCUUCUCCAGCGAGGGAGGAGGAGAGACAACCGAACGAAACUUCCAUUUCCUUUCCGACCUCCCUGCCACAGUGCUCCGUUUGGAUUUGACAUGGACGGGGCCCAGAUGCAAAGGACCUAGCGAAGUGUAUUUCCGUUAUAAGGAUGGGCUGAAGCGCCGGGCGCAUAUUCCGGAGAAAGGGCAGCAGAUGACAUUCCACGUCCCGCAAACGAUUUCGCUCACCGAACCGCUGGCCGGCCUGUUGCAUAUAAAAUCGACGACGCGGUGCUCCUACAAAGCGAUGCUAUCCAACGACCUCGGAUGGGGGAUUUACAUGGCCAUCUUGAUGCAUUUGACGAGCAUCCCAACGGCCAUCCUUGACGCCUCCCUCUUGGUCUCUUCAAUUCGGCUUGCCCUUGACCGGAAACUGGCCCCAGCCACGAUUUUCAAAGUUACCAACGCGUUUCUGGUGUUGAAAUUAGGCAUCGAUUUUGCGCACGGGAUGGCUUUCCGAUCGGCCAUCAUCUACCUGAACCUCUUCAUUCUGUACUUCAUUUUCAUCUUCGCCAUCGUCGAGCCGGCCCGUAAAUACGUGCAUAAAUGGACUUCUCGAUUGUCGGGGCUCGAAAAGAACAGGGUUUUCUUGAUGCUGAUUUUUCUCUUGGCUCUGGCGAAUCCGCACAUUGCCCUGGCGACGACGGCCGUGUGGAUAGCAUUGAUCUCCAAUUUCGGGUCCUCGCUGGUCGGUGGCCUUUCUGGGGCAGUCAUACUGGGAGCUAUCGGGCUGGCUGGUGGCAUCAGGGAUCAGAUCUUUGCCCUCGGCUUUGGCCAGCUGAACAUGACGAUCCCGAUCCCGGUGUUCGUGCUGUUAUUCCUGACGAAAACUGAGCGUGUAAAGGAGAUUUUUGCUGCCUCCCCAAAUGCUUGGAUGAUUUUACCGGCCGCCGCCUUGUUCAUGACGUUCAUCUCGGAAGAGUUGCCCCUCGAGAUUGGCGCCAGUUUCGUCACCGUCUGGAUCUACCUGUCGCAGUUGGCCCAGCGUCACUCAGUUGCACCAAGUUCAGAGGUCGCUGAUAACCAUCGCCCCAAACAGUGGAACGACAAAUACAAGAAGAAC